Messenger RNA from Chironomus riparius, 618 nucleotides. Lineage: Eukaryota; Metazoa; Arthropoda; Insecta; Diptera; Chironomidae. The record is from the annotation of a GenBank genome assembly.
AUGAUGAAAACUCAUAAAAGUUUUCCAGUGCUUUUGAUCCUCGCAUCCUUAACAUCCCUCAAUGAGGUCCAUUCUUAUCACAAUCACAACUUAGAACAACUCGAAUUUCACCACAAAAGCCAUCUCCGUCACCAUCACAUUCGAUUCAAUGAAUUUUACACAAUAAAUGACACAAAUUCAGCACUUUUAAGCCUCAAGCAUGGUCACUACUUCUACGGACGUCAUAAACGAAAAUAUUUUGAGGAAAUGUCUGGUGAGCAUAUCCACUGGCCAAACAAGCAAGAAUCAGUUGUCGAAGGUGACGUCAUUCUCGGUGGUCUCAUGAUGGUCCAUGAGCGUGAAGACAAUGCAACUUGUGGACCAAUUAUGCCUCAAGGUGGCAUUCAGGCACUUGAAGCUAUGCUUUUUACACUUGAUCGAAUUAAUGAAAUGAAAUUAUUUGGACCGGAUGUUAAAAUUGGAGCAUUGAUUUUGGAUGAUUGUGAUAAGGAUACGUACGGACUGGAGAUGGCUGUGGACUUUAUUAAGGCUGAUUAUACCUCAAGAACCGUCUCUAAAAAUACCAAAAUUCAGUUAUUACAAAGCACAUUCAAUGAAAUUCAUUCAUCAUCAACAUGA